UCCAAGAAACAAGCCGGUGGACCGAAAUGAUCAGCUAAGUAAUAUUCAGCUUGUUUCAUAGACAGAUUGUUUGUGUCUGUUGGAACUCAUGACCGCUCUGUUUGUUGUACCGCUGGUCUGAAGCUGCAUCAUUAAUAGAAACAACCAGUGGCUGUGCGUAAUAGAAAAUAGUUAGUGUAAUUAACAAGUAACGCGACACUCAUGUGACCACCCUCCGCGCAGGGUGACAAAUAGAUGACGGAAUUACGGAUCCAUUUAUUCUCUCACUUUCUAACUUGACGGACAGGGUCAGUCCUGGCUGUGACUCCGGGGGUCGCGACCUUUGGCUGGACUGUGGCUUUAUGAGGAGGAGGGAUCCUGAUACGCGAUUGGCUGGAGGGGCUCGGCUGCCUCGGAUAUCGAACACCUGCCAUUCUGUGUCUCUCACAAGGUGGCUCAGGGGGGGAUCAACACAUUUAAAUUGUGAGCCCCUCCCAUGUAUUACACACUGACUAAAGAGACUGAUAUAGCUGAUGAUUGACAAUCUGUUUUGUUUGCAUCCAAAGAGGAGGGAGGUUCAAAGGACAUUAACUCUCAGUCAUAUAAGGCUUGAAAUCAAGAAUUAUCUUGCAAAAACAACACAGACGAUCACAGGCUGAAGUCCAGUAUCGGUGUCUGGUGUGUCUGCACUCUGAUAUAUAUCGGUCCUGAGUCCUGGGAGUCUAGGAGCACAAGUGUUGGGUUGGGAGUCACCGCUUCCCACAGCCAGUAUAAGAGCUGUUUGCAUGAAGAGCAGGGAUGAGACAGAAGACUGUUUAGCUCCGGGACUGUCGACAACUCUGCCACUCAGGGGAGAGGCUGCAGCGAGGGCGAGUCCACGCUAUCUGAUGCUGGACAACGAGAAGCUGCUGCUACAGUUUGGACUGGACAUGUUAUUGACGGGAUCACAUCUCUACAAAGGACUUAACUCGAGCCAGAUUCAAACUUGAUUGCCACUGGUUAUGAAAAUCUGCACUCCAAGAUUAAAACGGCUGGGGGUAAGAUGUUUGUGGAGUCAGUCGUCCGAUGGGGGGCGUGGAGCAUCCUGCUCCAGUUUGGACUGUGUGUAUCUGCAGGAAGUUGUCCUCCACGCUGUGUGUGUCGACCCGAGGCUAAAGAAGUGAUCUGCUCUGGCAAACAUUUGAACUCGGUUCCAGAGGGCUUUUCCAGCGAUGCCAGGCGUUUGGAUUUAUCCCACAAUAAGAUUAAGACUGUGGGGCGCCGCCAGUUCUCUGGCCUCCUGCAACUUCAAGAGCUGGAUCUCAGUGAUAAUAUAAUCUCCAUGAUUGAGGUGGAGGCUUUCCAGGGCCUACAGAAUCUCAGGACGCUUCGGAUUAAGAAUAACCGACUCAAGAUCAUCCCAGUCGGGGUGUUUUCUGGCCUUUCCAAUCUGCGUUUUCUGGAUCUGAGCCAGAAUGAGAUCCUGGUCUUCCUGGACUAUACCUUCAAAGAAAUGGUAAAUCUUCAAACGUUAGAUGCAGAAAAGAACGACUUGGUGUUCAUCUCCCAGCGGGCUUUCUUUGGUCUGCAGAAUCUGCAGGAGCUCAACAUAGACCGCAGCAACCUGACAUCCAUUCCCACCGAGGCGUUGUCCCAGCUUCAGAGCCUGACACGUCUUCGCAUGCUACGUCUCACCAUUUCUACGCUGCCCAACAAUGCUUUUCGACGACUCCACCGUCUACGUAACCUCCUGAUUUCAAACUGGCCAUCAUUGGACACAAUGGCUAGCAAUAGCUUGAUUGGUCUUAAUCUGACCUCGCUUGUCAUCAGCAGCUGCAACUUAAGUGUUAUUCCUUACUCAGCACUUCGUCACCUGGUGUAUUUGCGCUUCUUGGACUUGUCCUACAACCCCAUCACUGUUAUCCAAGGUAAUAUGCUAGGGGACCUCCUGAGACUUCAGGAGUUACACCUAGCAGGGGGGAGCCUGCUACGAAUAGAGCCGGGGGCCUUUAGGGGACUGGCAUACUUCCGCAUGCUUAAUGUGACAUCCAAUGAGCUCACUACUUUGGAGGAGAGCGUCUUCCACUCUGUGGGGAACCUUCAGGUGUUGCGGUUGGAUGGGAAUCCCCUAGCAUGUGACUGCCGUCUCAUUUGGGUGGUCCGCCGCAGAUUGCGCUUGAACUUUGAUGGACAUCAGCCCACGUGUUCGUCUCCUGACGCGGUGAGACAGCGUGAAUUCAGAGACUUCUCAGAGAAGGAGCUCCCGAGGCUGUUUACCUGCCGCCCUGCCCGCAUCAUGGACCGCAGGCCGCAGGAGGCGAGAGUAGAGGAGGGCAAUACAGUUCUCUUCUCCUGUAAGGCCGAUGGGGAUCCAUUCCCAUCUAUCACUUGGAUCUCAUCCCAUAAGAAUGUGGUUUCUCCAACGGGGCGAAUCAGAGUUUUGCUCAAUGGUACUCUAGAAGUGCGUUUUGCCCAAGUUCAGGACAGCGGCACAUAUCAGUGCUUGGCGAGCAAUGCAGCCGGCAAUGACAGCCUGACUGUUGGUCUGUAUGUGAAGGGGCUCCCUCGUAACCGAACCAUCCCUUACAUAACAGAGGAGGGCUGGUCAGAGCCUUCAAACCCACAAGCUGCCAACUCCUCGGCUCAGAUGGCCAAGCCAUACCCGUUUGAUGCAAAGACCCUGAUCAUCGCCACCACCAUGGGCUUCCUGUCUUUCCUCAGCUCGGUGGCCAUUUGUUUUGUCUUCAUGUUCUUCUGGAGCCAGAGCAAAGGUCAGAUCAAGCACACGGCAACUAUUGACUUUGUUCCUCGAUCUUCCAUGGGUGGUGGAGGAGGCGACGGCGGUGACGGUGGCAGGUUUACUAUGAAACUUAUUUAAAAGGUCAAGGAAAAGCCUGGAGGGGGGGUGGUCUUUGGCAUUGACUGUGAGUCCUUCUGCACUAUGGACCUCCAGUUGGGACAGAGACCCUGAUUCAAAGGCCUGUUUGGACACCAGUUUGUGGGGCUGAUGCUGGCCCUCUUCUAAUUUUAUAGUGGAAAGUUACAUCUCAAACACUUUGCUGUGUUAUCUAACUUAUGAAUACAUCAUGACGCUGGAAUAGAAAGAUGUUAACAGAUUGUAGGCGGAGCUGCCUCGUGAUUGCUGUGUUUUGUUUUUCUAACUAUUUCUUUGAAUAGGCAAAUGACCAAGUACUUACUUAGCACAGGUCUAAUUGUUUUUUAUGUAGCAUGUAAUUAUAAAAUAGUUUAAAGUGUCACAGAUUUUGUGAUUAACUCAUGAAGAAAGUUUGCUGUUGGCACAUUAAAGGUUUCUGCAUUGUCAAAACAUAUCAGGUGCUUGUUUAUCAGUCAUUUACAUUGUACAAGUGCGCUCAGCUUUAUGUCUUCACUCGCCAGUACAAGCCAAGUAAACAUUUGCCCUGUUGACCCCCCAGUCGCUAUUUCUGCUUACCCACAGAGGAUCAUGUCAAAGACUGCCAACUCAGCAAUGGCUGAAGACUUUAACAUGUGAUGAUGUGACUACGAAAAGCUUUUGAUACUUGCAAUAACUAUAUGGAAUAGACUAGCCAAAUAAUUUAUAAUUCCCAACUUUAUUGUUAAAUCUUUGACAUUUUGGAGCUUUGCAGUACGUUGCAGGUAUGCUGCAAUAGAGAUGCGCUUUCUGUUAUAGGCACUGCUUAUUUUAAAUGAUCGUGUAAAGAUAUUUAUAGCAUACCAUAAUGUACAUAGGAAUGUAUCCUUUCCCAUUUCAUACUAAAAAGCAAGUUUCUCCAAAGUUUGUCCAAACUAGAUCACUGUCUUUCUUUUAUAACAUUCUUUUAUCAUGUACUUAUGUCAGAUGAUUCUUUGUUCCAUCACUAAAUGCUUUGAUUUCUCCUUUUUAUAUUCAAGAAACCACUUUUUAUUUUUAUUUUUUAGCCAUACAAAACACUGAAAACUAUGUGCCUCAGUAACAUUCUCACCAUUGACAGAGAGAAUGCUCACCCCAUCAUUGUUAACCUAACUAAAUAUUUAGGUCAAGGGUGUUUGUGUGUACUGGGGUUUAUUCUGUCAUUUAGUUCACUAGUUCUGGGGAUUAAUGUCACUCAAAUAUGACACUCACCUGUAGUAGUAUAAACUGUGUAGAUGCACUAUGCAGAAAAAGCAAUGCUUAAAAGAGGACGUGAAUGAUUCACACACAUCUUGUUCUUUUUUCAUUUCACUUUAUUAAACGCCUGUAUUUAAA
This is a messenger RNA of Larimichthys crocea (large yellow croaker), 4183 nucleotides long. It is a transcript of the gene lingo4b, whose product is annotated as leucine rich repeat and Ig domain containing 4b. Bases 1022 to 2836 code for a protein of 604 amino acids. The record is from RefSeq and is a predicted model, not a curated record. NCBI's taxonomy places the organism in Eukaryota, Metazoa, Chordata, Actinopteri, Sciaenidae. Gene Ontology annotation, molecular function: protein binding. The transcript has 3 exons.